AAGAUGAACCUGACAGGAACAUUAGCUCCUGAGCUUGGUGUACUCACCUAUGUGACUUACUUGGAUUUUAUGUGGAACAACAUAAGUGGCAGCAUACCAAAGCAGAUCGGCAACAUGACUUCUUUGCACCUCCUGUAUGUGAGAACUUAAUUUGUACUAGGUCCAGUGGAUAUGCUACGAUGCUAUAGAAUUUUUCACAGAUGAGCCUAUCUGCAGCCUUCUUUCGUUUUUCACUGAUAGUUAUACGCACUUCAAUUCAGUUCGAUAAAUUUCUCCUUCGUCUGUUACAGAGUAUUGAAUUAGGCAUGAUGACGGACGAAUCUAUAUAAGCAGGGGUGAUUAACUAUAUAUCUGGGAAGUACUGUUUAUUGUACAAAAACUGCUUUCAGCAUAUCCAUUUAUAUAAUCGGACAAACUUACGUCCAAUUGUCUGCUGUCAUGUUUCAUGUUUUCGGCUUGAUGUUGAUUAGGUUUAUUACUGCAUAGACUCAACUUCUCUCUUUAUUCAGAGAUACAGAAUAUCUAUGCGAGAUAAUUUCUUUUCAUCACAUGCCAGUUAACACUCUUAAUGGAACAGCGGAACGAGAUCUUCAGUAUGAAUAUAAUCUUGCCUGUCUUUUUAUUAAGUUUUUUGCUUUGACUUGACACGAUGGCGAUGUUCAAAAUUUUCUUGGAGAUGAAUGCAGUGUACUUGCUCAUAGAAGCUUCAUUAGUAUAUUCUUUCUGCGCAAUUAGCAAACAGGAAAUACUUUCUUUAUCAGAUGAAACUUGAUAAUAAUAUGCAAAAGCAACUUAUGGAGGCAAUAUUUAAUGCAGGCUUCUAAGUGGAAACAAUAUAUCAGGUCCUCUACCAGAUGAGCUCGGAUCCCUCCCCAAUAUAACAAAAUUUCAGCUGGACCUUAACCAAAUAUCAGGACCACUGCCCAGUUCAUUUGUAAAUUUGUCAAACGUUCAGCACUUUCACAUGAACAACAAUUCCAUCAGUGGCCAGAUUCCUCCUGAGCUCUAUAAACUACAGACUCUUAAACACUUCCUUUUGGAUAACAACAACUUGUCAGGUUAUCUCCCACCAGAGCUCCAUAUGAUGCCCAGUCUGACGAUUCUCCAACUGGACAACAACAACUUUGAGGGGAAUGGUAUCCCAAGUAAUUAUUCCAACAUGCCUAAACUCUUGAAAUUGAGUUUGAGAAACUGCAAUUUGGCAGGCGUUCUUCCUGAUUUUAGCACCAUCCCAGGUCUUCUUUACUUGGAUCUUAGCUCAAAUAACCUAAAUGGAAGCAUACCCACGAACAAGCUUUCUCCAAAUAUUACUACUAUUGAUCUCUCCCAAAAUCAGCUUAAUGGGACUAUUCCCUCAAAUUUUUCUGGUUUUGCCCAUCUUCAAAAACUGUAAGGAUCAUCUGGACUUUGAUUACAUAUUCUUGUUUUCCGUCAAACUCAUAGAAAAAUCCUAGUUUGAAGCUUUAAGCAGCUAUUCACUUCAUUUCAUCAAUUGAUGGUGCUAUAUCAUUUUUCUACAGAUGGAAGUAGUUACAUAAUGGACUUAGGAAUGAUGACUAUGUUUGUCUUUUGCAGAUCUCUUCACAACAAUUACUUGUCCGGUGAUGUUCCGACCAAUAUAUGGCAGAAUAUCAAUUUUCAAGCAACAACUAGACUUAA
This is a messenger RNA of Syzygium oleosum, 1659 nucleotides long. RefSeq names its product probable LRR receptor-like serine/threonine-protein kinase At1g06840. NCBI's taxonomy places the organism in Eukaryota, Viridiplantae, Streptophyta, Magnoliopsida, Myrtales, Myrtaceae. Bases 965 to 1393 code for a protein of 142 amino acids. The transcript is spliced from 8 exons. Gene Ontology annotation, molecular function: protein binding. The record is from RefSeq and is a predicted model, not a curated record.